AGUAAUGUAUAUUGUUUUCUUGUCGUUUACUCUAGACAUGGUAUGACAACUACUUUCAUCACGGGGUAGAAGUGAUACUCUUAUCAUAUAGUACAUUGGAAGAAACAAGAAUUGCACAGAUUAUCUUCAUCUCAGAAAGCGCAUUGUAAUCACUAAUCAGACAGAAGACUGAAGAGGACACACGACUGACGACAGUGUGCACUGUGCAGUCGUACAGAUUGGGAGUGUGUGACGUCUUUUACGAAAAUGUGGUUGUAGAAUUUUUAUUGUUGUUCCUUGGAGGGGUAAUGAAUGUGAAAGUGGUGUCACGUAUCAGUUUACGUUUUGCGAAUUCCAUUCACUCGAGAAGUAUGGUGAAGUUUAUUGGCCAAGAUGAAGCAAUCAACAUCGAUCAAGAACUGUUUAAUGACUAUAAAUUUAGCGUUGACCAGUUAAUGGAACUGGCGGGAUUAAGUUGUGCCGUUUCAAUCGCGAAGUGUUAUCCGUUAGAACGAAUUCAGACGAAUACCGUCUUAGUUUGUUGUGGUCCCGGAAACAACGGCGGUGAUGGUCUUGUUUGUGCAAGGCACUUGAAACUUUUUGGUUACUGUCCGUCCAUCUUCUACCCGAAGAGAACUGAAAAACAGUUGUAUCAGAAUUUAGUGGCUCAAUGCCAGUCCAUGUCGAUACCAUUCUUAGAGUCCAUGCCACCUACGAAGACAGUUGAUGAAUAUGCAUCUGUUGUUGAUGCAUUAUUUGGAUUUAGCUACAAGCCACCCACAAGAGCAGAGUUUGUGCCAGUUCUAGAAACUUUAAAGCAGACAAAAGCACCAAUUUGUAGUGUGGACAUCCCAAGUGGUUGGAAUGUCGAAACUGGUUGCCCGACCGACGGCGGUAUACAGCCAGAACUUCUAAUUUCCUUGACAGCUCCGAAGAAAUGCGCCCAGCAUUUCUGCGGAAAAUAUCAUUAUCUCGGCGGUCGAUUUGUUCCUCCACCUUUAGAAAAAAAAUACCAACUCGAUUUACCAAAAUAUCCGGGAACAGAGUGUUGUGUUAAAAUUGAGUGAAUUGUGUUUUCUUGUUUUCUGUUAGGGUUCAAGUUGGAGGGUAAAUGUGAUGCUAGAUAAGAAAAGGUCAUCAUUUUCACAUUUAAUCUUUUGUGUGAAAACUGGCAGUGGAACUGAAUUUACUGUAUGUUUAUGAAAUGCUUCAAAAAAUUUGUUACAUACUUGCUAUUAAAUGACAUACAUACAGAAUGA
Messenger RNA from Schistocerca piceifrons (Central American locust), 1238 nucleotides. RefSeq names its product NAD(P)H-hydrate epimerase (gene Naxe). The record is from RefSeq and is a predicted model, not a curated record. Gene Ontology annotation, molecular function: NAD(P)HX epimerase activity. Lineage: Eukaryota; Metazoa; Arthropoda; Insecta; Orthoptera; Acrididae. The transcript has a single exon. Gene Ontology annotation, cellular component: mitochondrion. Bases 288 to 1046 code for a protein of 252 amino acids.